This is a messenger RNA of Diabrotica virgifera virgifera (western corn rootworm), 835 nucleotides long. RefSeq lists its product as uncharacterized. NCBI's taxonomy places the organism in Eukaryota, Metazoa, Arthropoda, Insecta, Coleoptera, Chrysomelidae. Bases 176 to 796 code for a protein of 206 amino acids. The transcript is spliced from 3 exons. The record is from RefSeq and is a predicted model, not a curated record.
ACAACGUAACUGCAUAGAAAACCAUUGAUAAGAUCAUAAUCUUCCCUGUUCAAUUCUGGGUUUUAUUAAUAUCAUACAAUUGAACAUGAUUACUUUAAAAAAGCAUUUAAGAUUUUGAUGAUAAUUAAAGCCUAUAUAAAUAACCAAGAGUAAAAUACUCAUAUAUUAAUUCAAUAUGAUAUUUAAAGUAUUAUUUUUGACUCUAACAGUUGUUGCUGCACAAUUAGUUUUUGGAAGAAGAUUUCAGGACGAUGUCGUUGAAUGGGUCGAUUAUCAUGUAAAUUCCAUUCCCGAAAAUGCAAUUAACGUUGGGAAAACGCAGGACAAUAAGAACAUUUAUAUAGGAUUAGUUCAUUUUGUGCAUGAACAAGCAGAAGGACUUGUCCCAACUAGCAUUGUGGAAGGAGAAGAAUGUGCGUAUGGUUUGCAGGAAUUCAAUAUUACCCAGUAUUGUGAUAAUAUUAAGAUACUGGUUGGUAAAAACGAUUAUAAAGAUACCCUAUAUUGGCAAUAUGUUGCAGCUAUAAAUUUCACGAAGUUAUUUAAUUCAGAUGAUCAUCGACCUGUACGAGCUGGAUGGGAAACAUUCAGAUGGCCCUGUAACACAUCCAUUUACAUCGGUAGGCCAAAUUUCGAUAACAGAAACUGGGUGGGCAAAAUUUUUAAUAGCCAUAUUAAUUGGCAGUGGAAUGAUUUACCUGCAUAUCCAUAUAUAAACUUUUCAGAUCCUUAUAAAUACGAUCAUAUCAGAGUUCAAUGGGCAGGCGUUUAUGAUGUGCUUAUGUUUAAGAAUUAGUAGUGUAUAUGUUUAUAAAUAAAUUCAACCUUAAAACUC